AUGGGCCAGCGGCUGGGUUUCGGCAGGUGCUGCCAUAUCGUUCUAUUUUUGUUCUUGGCGGGUUUCUUGCUCACCACCGGCUCGUCCGCCUCGGUACCGAAGGACAGCCGGGCCGAGACGUUCCAGAACCCCGUCCUGUAUGAGGACUAUCCCGACAACGAUGUCUCUGUAGGGCCGGAUGGAGCAUUCUACUUCUCAGCCUCCAACUUCCACUACAGCCCCGGCGCCCCGAUCUUGCGGUCGUUGGACCUCGUGAAUUGGGAGCCUGUCGGCCAUUCGAUCCCUCGCCUGACCUUUGGCGAUGGCUACGAACUCCCGCCUGGCGGUCCGAGGGCCUACCGGGGAGGAACCUGGGCAUCGAGCCUGAGGUACCGCGAGAGCAAUGAAUUGUGGUACUGGGUCGGGUGCGUCAACUUCUGGGUCACCUGGGUCUUCACCGCCAAGUCCGUUGAUGGACCAUGGACAAACAGCGCCAACUUUGGAAAUGAAUUCUGUAUGUAUGACAACGGCCUGCUCAUCGACGACGACGAUACGAUGUACGUUGUCUACGGCAGUGGACAAGUCAAUGUUUCGCAGCUCAGCACGGAUGGCCUGAGCGUGGUGAAGUCCCAGAACGUUCUCCAGGCCUCGGAUGUACCCACAGAUUCGCUGGAAGGCAACAGGAUGUACAAGAUCAAUGGCACAUACUACAUCCUCAACGACGAAUACGGAACAACCUAUAUCUGGAAGUCAAGCAGUCCGUGGGGGCCCUACGAGUACAAGAUCCUCGUACAGGACGUCGCCACACCCGUCCCGGGCGGCAGCUCCCCCCACCAGGGCAGUCUUGUCCAAACAGCCGAUGGAAACUGGUACUACAUGUCGUUCACCUGGGCAUACCCGGCAGGCCGCAUGCCAGUCCUGGCCCCCGUGACGUGGGGCGCCGACGGCUACCCCGAGCUGGUCAAGGGCUCCAACGGCGGCUGGGGCGCGAGCUACCCUUCACCCCUACCCCCUCAGCCCCUCUACAACUGGACGCGGACCUACAACUUCGAGGGGCCCGGGCUGCCGCCGACCGUCACGGGGGACAUCUACUCGGCGCGCAACACGCUGACGCACCGCAUCCACGGGGAGUUCCCCACGGGGACGGUCGAGAUCGACUUUAGCGGCGCCGCGGACGGCGACAGGUUCGGGCUCGCUGCGUUCCGCGACCAGACGGCCUACGUCGGGAUCCACCGCGACGGCGGCGCGUAUACCCUCAAGGCCGUGCAGAACAUCACCAUGGACGAGUGGUCCGGCACGACCACCGGCGCCGGGCAGGAGGUCGCCUCCGCGCCUGUGCCCGAGGGCGCCACGAGGGUGUGGUUCCGGGCGGAGCUUGACGCCCGGGCUUCGGGGACGAGGGCUGCCAACUUCUUGUACAGCUUUGAUGGUGUCGAUUUUGUGGGGCUUGGGCCGACGUAUGAGCUGUAUUCUGGCUGGGCCUUCUUCAUCGCGUACCGGUUCGGUAUUUUCAACUAUGCUACCAAGGACCUGGGAGGUUCGAUCAAGGUCGAGUCUUUCACAGCUGCGUAG
Messenger RNA from Diaporthe batatas, 1551 nucleotides. RefSeq lists its product as uncharacterized. The record is from RefSeq and is a predicted model, not a curated record. Gene Ontology annotation, molecular function: hydrolase activity, hydrolyzing O-glycosyl compounds. The coding region runs from base 1 to 1551 and encodes 516 amino acids. The transcript has 3 exons. Gene Ontology annotation, biological process: carbohydrate metabolic process. Lineage: Eukaryota; Fungi; Ascomycota; Sordariomycetes; Diaporthales; Diaporthaceae.